Molecule: messenger RNA, 706 nt
Organism: Drosophila suzukii
Lineage: Eukaryota; Metazoa; Arthropoda; Insecta; Diptera; Drosophilidae
Gene: ND-20L
Product: NADH dehydrogenase (ubiquinone) 20 kDa subunit-like
Biological process (GO): electron transport coupled proton transport; mitochondrial respiratory chain complex I assembly; aerobic respiration
Molecular function (GO): NADH dehydrogenase (ubiquinone) activity; quinone binding; 4 iron, 4 sulfur cluster binding
Source: RefSeq, a predicted model, not a curated record
CAGUCUUUAUAAUAUCAGAAAAUAAGGAAGAUGAUAAGUUCUUUGAUUUUAUCCAAGAAUGCUGGCAAGCUGUUGCUUUCCCGUAUUCCAGCGAUCCAAUCCCAAUGGUCUCGGGACCAGAAGACCAUGCCGGUGUACGAUUACCGUUGCCAGAAUCCCCCAAAAUGGGGUUACUCCGCCUUCGGAAGGGAUCAGAAGACCUGGGGCGAGUGGACCUGUGCCAGGUUAGAUGACCUUUUGAACUGGGGUCGCAAGGGAUCGCUGUGGCCCAUGACCUUUGGCCUGGCCUGCUGCGCCGUGGAAAUGAUGCACAUCGCAGCCCCUCGAUAUGAUAUGGAUCGGUUUGGAGUGGUUUUUCGGGCCUCUCCCCGCCAGUCGGAUGUACUGAUUGUGGCCGGAACUUUGACCAACAAAAUGGCACCGGCUUUUCGAAAGGUAUAUGACCAGAUGCCCGAACCUAGAUGGGUCAUAUCCAUGGGAAGUUGCGCCAAUGGCGGUGGAUACUAUCAUUAUUCUUAUUCGGUGGUUCGUGGUUGCGAUCGGAUUGUUCCGGUGGAUAUAUACGUGCCCGGAUGUCCGCCAACCGCUGAGGCUUUAAUGUAUGGAAUCCUGCAGCUGCAGAAGAAGGUCAAGCGCAUGAGGACUCUGCAGAUGUGGUACCGGAAGUAAGGAACUAGUUUAUAAAGAGUUAAGUGAAUAAAAUGCU